Molecule: messenger RNA, 7324 nt
Organism: Copidosoma floridanum
Lineage: Eukaryota; Metazoa; Arthropoda; Insecta; Hymenoptera; Encyrtidae
Product: Rap1 interacting factor 1
Biological process (GO): telomere maintenance
Cellular component (GO): nucleus; chromosome, telomeric repeat region
Source: RefSeq, a predicted model, not a curated record
UAUAGUGUAAGGGAAUGCGCGUGUGUUGAAUUACGAUACGUAUUCAGUGAAUAUUUUUUAGUUUUCUAUAGCGUCCUUAUUUUUUAAGUUUCAAGACCAUCAUCGUAUGUAUUACAUAAUUAUACGUAAGAGUACAUAAUUGGCAAUUAACAAUGACAAGUGCGGUGGGCACCGUCCAAAUGACCCUCAAAAUGCUUAAGGAGGCCAGCUCCCUGGACUCCGACAAGGCUCAAGCUUUAACCUCCCUUCGACGAUUACAUUUGAAUGAACAAAAAAUGAUAAAAACCAUCAGUAAUAAAGACUUUUGUGAGCUUUGCUCUGUAAUACUGGGAAACCUAACGGAGAAUACUUUGGAUGAUAGAUUGCUGUUGGAGGCACAGCGUACCCUUGAUAUAAUCUUACCUGAAUCCAGAGACAAAAACUUUGAUUUUUUCAAGACAGUUUUACAAAUCAAUCGAAAAAAAAGACUUAAAAUACUCGAAUCUUUGAGCAUUCUUAAAGAUGAAACAGUGGCAACAAUUGUCACGAAAUCAGCAAUUGAUUUUCUUUAUGACUGUUUGGAGUCAAUUCAACCAAAGAGCAUGACUUGGCUGCUACCGGAAAAUGCUGAUAAUUCAUUUGUGAUAAAUACAGCAGACAGAGUUCUCGAUGAAAACGAAGAGUUUGAAGAACGAGUUGUAGACAGAAGCUUAGAACUGUUGUGCAGAAUGUGUGAUUUGUCUUCUUGUGGACUAUCUAUCAAGCAAUUUGAUACGUUUAUCAUGGACAAGGUUGUACUUUUGGCUUUUAUGGGCAACGAGCGGCAAAGAUCUCAAGCCCUUAAGGUACUGCAGCUAGCAACCAAAAACGACCUUGGUACGAGAGUCCGGUCGUUCCAAAAAGAAAUUUGGGAUAAGUUCAAGCAAUCUUUGCAAAACGUGUACUGCAAGCGUAUGACGUUGUUGGUAAACGAAUGUUGCUUGGAGUGGGCCCAGCAAUGGGAGACCAGUAUUGCUCUAGUCGGUACUGAUCUUCACAAAGGCUCCACUCUUGUUAAUAGUUUGUUGAAAGUUGAAGAACUUGCUUUCAAAUCUGGUGAUAUCAAUAGAAAGCAAGCUUUCUUGAGUUGGAAAUGUUUAAUAGAUAAUUUUGCUUUGGAGCCACGCGAAUUAGCAACGGUGCGUCGCAUAAAGCUUCUGUGUGUCCCACUAAACGCAAAAAAUAGCAGAACUGAAGUAAUGGUGCUCACUAAAAUGGAAGUGUGGUGGCACUUGCUGAUUAAAAUAUGUUCUAGUUUAUCUGAAUUUACGGAUACAGUUUUAGUGCCUUUUUUAACUAUAUGUUUUGGACCUUUUGGUGAUAAGCCUCUUUUCGUACAAGUAAACGAUAGUAGUGCAGCUUUAGGAAAAAAAUUUGUUAAGACACAAAUUUUUGCAAUUGAAGCCCUUGCUCAGUUGAUUGUAAACAAUGAUUUGUCAAAAAUUCCAGCUUCCAUUGUUAAUGAAAAUUUGCCCAAUACCGUUAAUAACGCUGUUUUUGAGAAAAUUUACAAAAUACUUAUUUACUGCUUUGGUGAGAGUAUCGUUCUAUUGGGACUUUCGCCAAAUGAUGUUAUUACAAACAAGCCACUUAUGGUUACAAUUAUGUGGGAAAACUUGUUGGCGCGUAUUGAAGGAUAUGAUAAAAUGAAGGUUCCAAUGUACCAAGAGAUUUCCAGUGUUGUUAGUGAAUUGAUUAAACAUCAGUUUAUCAAAAUACCUUUGAUAAGUGAUUUCUUGAUGGAUACUAUUUUGAAAGAUUUUCAUAAAAUUUUAAAGAAUGGGCAAUUCACAGAAAGUGCAUGGCUCGAGCUCAUAAACACAUUUCUGAAAAUUGAUGAUUUUUCACGCUUCACAAAGGAUCAUUGCAUGUCUUUUGAAUUGUUACUCAAUCGUGUGGUGAAACCUUCAAGUGCAAACGCGUACUAUCCGGAAACAUUGGAAUUGAUGCAAGCAGUACUUAAAUCCAUUAGUGAAGCAAAAAAAAACCACGUUGUAUACGACAUUUGGUGCAUCCUCGCUAGAAUAGCACAAAAGUAUAUUGAAGAUGCACAGCCCAUUAAUGAAGGCACCUCGAUAGAAUAUAAUUUCAAAACAAUUGAAAGCAUCACAGCUUUUCCUUUCAUUAGUUGUGUUCCAAACGACAUAUCUUUGAUGAAAAAAGUGGCUGAGGCGUGGUGCAGCUUCUUCAAAGUAUUCGAUUACCAAGCCGAAUUAGUUGUAGUUGUAAAACCAAACGUUGUCUUGGAAAAAACGUCAAAAAUGAUAAUUUCUUCGAUGCAAAAAAAUAGCCAAUGUUGCGACUUUGCGGCCGUUUGCAUUGAUGCGCUACUCGCCGUAGUAAAUUAUGACCAUCUUUCGUCAAAAAAAGAAGUGCCUGAAUUUGUGAAUUUACUAAAGAACUUGACGAUAGAAUGCCUUCGCUCCGAAAGCUUUGCUUCUGAUCAAGUAUUGAAAGCCCUUGCGUCUUUCUUGUUGCGCGUCUUCAGCCACAGUAUAGAAAAGACGGCUCUUUACUUGAAAACCGUUGAGCCAGCCGUGAAAUUAAUGAUCUCGAAAAUCGACCACGUCAGUUUCGGUAGUGAAAUAUUAAAAACUUGGACAGACAUUGUUGGGCUCUUCACGCGUCUUCAAAAAUCCUUGAACGACGAAUUAUUGAGCUGCUACCGACAGACAAUUAUUAUGGCAGCUUGGAAUCCAACUACAGCUGCAGCGACUUUUCCCAUUGCUGACAUAAAUUGUAGCGUAGACGAAAAAACGAGAAACUUCUUUGAGGAGCUCGCCAAAGAGCUAAGUCAAAUAAUGAGUGUCAGUAAAGUUCAGAUAAGCGAUGCUGCCACAUCUAAAAAGAAAACUGCAGUGGUCGGUAGUUUUCUUGGCAGAAAAAUGGCAAGUCCAUCCACCAGAACGCCGGGGAAAGAAAAUUUUGUCAAACCCAAAGUUAUGAACAUUGAACCGGAUUCUCAGGAUUUCGUAGUGAUUAAUUCAGAAGUAAAGCUGGACGUAGGCCGUUUAACAGAGCACCAAAAGGAAAAGCUGAAAAAGCGCAAGGACGACAUACCGGCAAUGUACAACGAACUCACAGUUUCUAAUUCGCAAGACUCGCAACAGCUCCAAGAGUGGUUCGACGCAAAGGCGAAAUCGACGGCCAACCAGAAAAAAGAAGCCACGAACAACAACACGGAGGCUGUGGAAGCUGGAUUGCCAUCAACGUUCAGAAAUAUAACACAGGCUCUGCCUCACGAUCAAGAAAAAGUUGGGGAAAAAACUGUUGCGGUGAGCUGCACGUCUGGUUCGGAGGCUGCAACAUCGAAGGAUGCGGGGGAAUCGUCGUCGGCGACGGUCGCCAAGGAAUCGCCCCAGAGGCAAAGGACAACCAACAGUCCCGAGGCCACCGCCUUGACUUCGUUGUCCAACGUCACCCCCGAAACACCUGACGAGGCUAUUUCUGUCGCUGCGCGUGUGGAGGAGGAGCAGCAACAGCUUCAGAAAAUCUCACCUUCGAUCAUCGAAGGGGUCAAGAUGCGCCGGAAGAACACCGCCGAGGAGUCCGCCGCAGCUGGUACACCAGUGGGUACGGCAGAGAAAAAUCAUAAUCCACGUCGAUCUGGGCAGCUCAAGCGAUUAUCGUUGAAAAAGUUCAACAGUUCGGACCAGUUGCAUCCCCUUGGGGGCAAAAAGCGGCGGAACUCGGACAGCAACUCGGAUGGUGCGCUGAGCAUCGAGCGCGUCAAGAGGCCGAGGAUCACGGAAUCUUUGGAGGUGUGCAAUAGCCUGGACAGCAACAAAUCCGAUGGCGAGGAAAAGAAAAAUCUGCCGAAAAAAACCCUGAUCGAGCUCAACAGGCUACAAAUCGACAUGGUGUUUGAAACUCUGCCGAAUCGGCGUUACAGCGCUGGCAAAGAAACCACCGCGACAGGUGAUAAGAAGCUUAAGGAGGACAAAGUUUUAGCAAAGUACAAGGAAGACAAAGUUGCCACGCCAGCCAAAGCUAAAGAAGUAGCUACACCUAUCAAAGCGAAGGACGACAAAGAUGCUGCUACUACGAUUUCUAAAUUUAAAGAGGGUAAGGGUGCCGCUACACCUUCCAAACUGAGAGAUACUUCGCCCACAAAGUCGGAUAGCAGUCAGCAACAGAAGAUCAAGGUGAAGAGGCACUCUCUCAAGGGAUUUGAUUCGCAGUUACUUCCUAUUUUGAUGAAAUCUGACGCUAACAAACAAAAAGAGUCGACGGCAAACAACAAGGAGAGAAAAGCGGACAGUGCGGAAGGCCCAAACAAUCGUGGAACUCGUAAGUCCUUGCCCGAAACAAUCGAGACUGUCUCUAAAAAGAAGAAUGAAACACAAGUACCAAACUCGCAAGAAGUUGUCGAAAUCGAGUGUGUUUCUGUUGAAGAAGAAAUUGAAACAAACGAGCCAAGUAUUCCUGCCAAAUCCACCGUGUCCGGUAAAGCUUCGAUGGACAUGAAAGCGACUCAAGAUCCAGAUAUCGUGGAAAGUUCGCAGGAGCCAAGUUUUCAUCCGAAAUUCGGUAAAUCGGAGUGUGUGAUAAAAAUAAAGAAAGUGGAAAUGCUUCAGAAGCCCAUUCCUGUGGAAAAAGUGCCUGAAAUAGAGAUCAGUGAAGCGGUGACGGUGAUAAAUAAAAAAAUCAUCGAUGAAACUCCAGCAGAUUCAGAAGAUAAUACGGUAUCAGUUUUCCCAGUCACAGUCGAUGCUAAGAAAACUACUGCGAUAGUGGAGCUGGAAGCAAAAACAGUUGAAAAUAAUAUUGGAAAACCAGCUACUGCGACGAACCCCACGUCAUCACCGAAAGGUUCGACUUCGCGAAUUUUCAAAAAAAAUUUCGCCUUUGGUGGACGUGCCGCUUGGAUGGUUGAUCUUGUCACGAAGCAAUCGGUGGGUGACAAAGUGGGCUCCCCUGAAACUACGAAAUCCGAUUUUAAUCUCACAGACGAGGUAACGAUAGUCCCGUUGAAAAAAGACAAAUCCAUCGCGAAAGAGACCGAGCGAGUUUCAAGCCCGCUCAACAGUCGACAGUCCAAAAUGUUCAGCAACAUGAACAAUUUUAAUAAUCUAAAAGCUCCUGAAAGGUCUUCCUCGCCUUCGAUGGCCAUGUUUUGCAACUUGAAGAAUGACGGCGAACGCAUAUCUCCGAAACUAGAGAAGCAUCUGCAGGCUGGGGACAAUGACAUUAUCAACACACAGAAAGAACUAUUUUCACAAAACGAUACAUCUGACUCUUCGGAAGAUUCUCCCAAGAAAAAGGAGCUGCCCAUCCUGGAGUGGUCCAAUGCCAAUCCACCGUCGCUCACCGCCUCGCCAAGUGCCAGUAUACUGAAAAGAAUGCAAGAAUGCGAACUCGAAACACCUGGCAGUAAGAAAAAACGUGUAAGUUUCGCUGACCCGCCAGUGUCGCGCCAAAUGGGCUAUGAAAUAAUGACAGACACGUCGUCUCCUCCAAGGCUCGAAAAAUUGCCCACAGUUCGCAGUCCUAUUGGAACAAGGAGGUUGAGGCGACGGAUGGAGCGAGAAAUGAACGAAUCCAAUAGUAAUUUGAACCAACCGCCUAGUCCAAAGAUAAAGUUACUAACUAUGCUUGAAAGCCAUGAGAAUGAUGAUAUUUUGAUGGAAGAUCAAGUCAGUAAAAAGCAAAAUAGGCUUGAGGAGGAGCUGCUUUUGGCCUCAGCAGCAUCAGAAAUCAAGGCUAUGGCCAUGACCAAAACUUCCACUCAAACUGAGCUAAACUACUCUCCCGUUAAGCCGGAUUCGAUAAGCAUUUCCAGUAUUUCUCGAAAAUCUACCGAUCGCAGCGUUUCUUUGGAAGAUACCAUAGAUAUCAAUAAUUUGUCUACUAGUCUUAAUUGGUCGUAUGCAGUAACGGCGAAUAAAAAAAUAUUGGCUAGCUUCCAAAAAAAAGAUCAACCAGCCGAUCCGUCGUCAGUCUCUGAUUCAGUAUUCUCGGAUCCAGCGCUUUUGCACGAGUCCCAAAACAGCGUUGCGCAAUUGAACCAACCCGAGGCACUGGACUCGAUGCUGCCAGUCUGCCCUUCCCUGACCUCUUGCAACGAUGCAGUUGACACAAUUAGUGCUGAGUUGGUGGAUCCUAUGUUUGUGGACGACUUGGCAAAGCACUUUUUGAUGAAGUGCAUUCGCACGGUUGGUGAAUUAGCUCAAUUAACCGAGCGUGAGAUCAACAGGUUGCCAAUUGUCAGUCCAAAAGUCGAUAGCGUCAAAAGAGCUUUGUCAAGAUACGAGGAAAAGCUGAGGAUAAAAUCACCAGAAAAGAAGAUAAGGAUUAAAAAUUGUGUAUCCUCAAGUACGCCAAUGGAAAAGAAACGACCUGAAAGAACCAAGUCCAUCGACGAUUCGUUUGAAGAACUUGAGAAAAAAGAGAGCAAUGACUUAGAUUCAUCAUCGUAUGAUUGUAAAAUGAGAGGCUCAAGAGUUUCCAAGAGACUCUCGAUAGACUCUUCAAUUCAAACGAGUCCCGUGAAACGAUCUAAAAAAGAUGACGAAAGAGCGUGCCUUGAUCUAAUGGCGCAGUGCGAUGAUGACAUUCUGUUGAAUCAGCUCGUCAAGAGGUUUGAUUUUCAAAAAGUUCUUCAGGGAUACAACAUCAAAACGGAAGACUUGAUGAGCCUCCUGUCAAAGAACCUCGUUGAAGAAAAUAAGAAGGGCAUUAGCAUUCUAACUCCCAAAUCGGAUGAUCUCAAAGUUAUAUUGGAUAAUACUUCAGUUGAAACAAUAGUAGAACAUGUGAAAUCAAGAGAAGAACUAAAAUCUUCUACAACUUUGUUGAACGUUGUUUUGGAUAACAGUGCUGACAAGAUGUCAAUUCUCAAGAAAAUUUGGGAAAAAUGCGAUCCAAGUGCGAUUGUCGACACGUACAGUGAGUGGGUGAAGUCGGAAAUACUUAACGUGCAAAAAAAAUAAAAAAUGUAUCACAAAUAAUGUGAUGUUGAAAGUGAAACUUUUUUCAAAAUAAGCUGGAAUUUUAUUUUAUUUUUUUUUAUAUGUAUAAUUUUUCUAAUAUAGUUUUAAAGACUGAUGAGAUCGUAAACAGCUAAAAUAGUUGUGUUUUUGUACCACUAACAACUAUUCGUAACUACGAAAUUUUUUAAGCCUGCAUUUUUUAGUGUGAAUUACUUUGAACAUUGCACAAUUUUUUUUGUUCCUAAGAAACCAUGUGUACAUAUUUGUGUAAGAGUAUAAGCUAUGCAGUGAUUAAUUAUGCCUUUGUACAGUGCUUGAAGUUGUCUUUUGUCUUCAAAACUAUCAAAAUUAUUCAAAGAAGUUUNUUUCUUUCU